Spirodela intermedia is the source of this 4411-nucleotide messenger RNA. The record is from the annotation of a GenBank genome assembly. Lineage: Eukaryota; Viridiplantae; Streptophyta; Magnoliopsida; Alismatales; Araceae.
AUGAAUUCGGGGGACGGUGGCGGGGCUGUGGCUGCGGCUGCUGCUGUUACCGCUGCUGCGUCGACCUCGGCGGCCAACGGAUCUGCCGAUGCAGCUGCUCCGAGGAGGAACUCCAAAAGGCCCAAAUGUAUGAUCAGGCUCCCUGGAUUUCGUUUUUCUUCCCUCUUUUGUGGCCUUUAAUCGAAUCUCUCAAUCGUCGAGUUGCAGAAGAAAAUAGGGAUUUCUGGAUGGGAAUAUUAGAUUUCCCGGUGAAGGCCUUGUGCUUUAUGAAAUUAACAGGGAAUAAUCUUCUGUUUCCCCUUUCCCUUCAGAUUCGAGGUUCACCCAGCAGGAGCUUCCGGCCUGCAAGCCGAUUCUCACCCCACAAUGGGUAAGCGUGACCUUCCUGCUAUGGAACAGCGGCCGCCUGUGGCUAUCGAUCCCGAUCUACUGGAGAAAAAAUUUGCCCGCCGUUCUCUCGCAUGACGAAUUUCUCCUCUACUUCUCAUCUCAGGUGAUCUCAGCCUUCGCAGUUGUGAGCAUCAUCUUCGUCCCCAUCGGCGUGGCUUCUCUGCUUGCUUCCCGCGAUGUGAGUCUUGCCUCUAAGAUUCUCCAUUCCGUCCCACUACCCAUCACGCGAACAAUGCCCUUCUCCAGUUGCUCCGAAUCUGUUCUGAGAUCAUCAUCCUCUUCCCUUCCCUCAGGUUGUUGAAAUCGUCUACCGAUACGAUUCCGACUGCGUUCCUGCAAGUUGGGCCAGUGAUAAGCUCGCCUACAUUCAAAAUCCAAACAUCAGCAAAACCUGCACCAGAACGCUCACGGUAAGGACUGGCUCCGUGAUUUCCACGAUCCCAUGUGAGAUGGGUAUCUGAUCAACUCCAUGAAGAACUUUUACCAUUUUAGGUGAUGAUCAUGGGGUCGGAUAAUUCUGAUCUUUGAAUUAACAUGAUAAAUAAUUUGAGAUUGCUUCAAUCGGUGAUUCUGUGUUCAUCCAUGUGGGUUAAUUUGCCCCGUUUCUAACUUGCAGGUGCCUAAGCGCAUGAAAAGUCCUAUUUAUGUUUACUACCAGCUUGACAACUUCUACCAGAAUCAUCGAAGGUACCAAUUUCCGAGCAGAAUUUAGACUUCAAAUUUAUGUUAUACAGCUUUAAUUAAGUUGGGACUCAAAGGUUUCUGUUCGGAUCCUUUUUGACGAUUUCCAUUGAAAUGGCCUUUAGUCUCUAUCUUAAAACCAUUUAUAUAAUAUAUGUUCCUUGCCUUAUCGUCUCCUUUCUGCCACAGGAAGUUCCGAGUUCAUGCUUCAUCCUUACUUCGCCCAUUAGCUGCUUUCUGGUUUUCUCUGGGUGUUCUUGCUCUUAAAAAAACUCUAUGUUAAAAAUAAAAAAUGUAAAAAUAUAACUAGAUAUUAAUUAAUAUUCAAUAUUUUUUGACUUUGGGUUGCUGUAUUCUUGGAUAAUCUUGUUGAAAUUUUUAUUUCUCUCGCAAAUCCAGAUACGUGAAGAGCCGGAAUGACUGGCAGCUGCGUGACGCCAGCAAGGCAAACGAUACGAGUGGCUGUGACCCAGAGGAUGCCGCAGGAGGCAACCCCAUUGUUCCUUGCGGGCUUAUAGCAUGGAGUUUGUUCAAUGAUACAUACAGAUUCACCGUAAGCAACAGCAACCUGCCUGUGAACAAGAAGGGAAUCUCCUGGAAGAGCGACAGGGAUCACAAGUUCGGUAAGGACGUGUACCCACGGAACUUCCAGAAUGGAACAGUGAUAGGUGGUGCGAAGCUCAACUCAAGCAUACCUGUAAGCUUCCCCCUCCCUUUCUCUUCCUGGGUGAGAGAGAGAGAGAGAGAGAGAGAGAGAGAGAGAGAGAGAGGGUUAAUGGGCCCUUCUUCUUCCGAUUUGUAUUGCGGCUGUCAUGGUUGUGGCAUAUCUGAAAGGUACUUCUCCUCUCUGACAGCUGAGCGAGCAGGAGGAUCUCAUAGUUUGGAUGCGCACUGCCGCCCUCCCCACAUUCAGGAAGCUCUACGGCAAGAUUGAGGUUGAUCUCCAGGCAAACCAGACGAUAACUGUGACCAUAGAGAACUACUACAACACCUACGAAUUCGGGGGCAAGAAGAAGCUGGUGCUUUCGACGGCAAGUUGGCUUGGAGGGAAGAACGACUUCCUUGGGCUCGCAUAUCUCAUAGUUGGCGGGCUCUGCUUCUUCCUGGCUGCAGCCUUCACCAUCAUCUACCUGGUAAAGCCAAGGUGAGAUCUCUAACAUUGCCCAUUGAAUAAAUAUUCUUCAUCAUCUUCAUCAAAGUGGUUAAUAUAUUUCUCCUCGAUGAGCAUAAGUUAGGGACGUAUUUGAUUUAUUUAGGCUUAGAAAAUUUAUUAACGUUUUUUCUCCCAAUCUAUGCUGGUGCAUGUGAAUUGUUCUUGAAUGCAUUUGAUCAAACCAAGUUGAGAGGAUAUUGGAGUGGUGUUUAGAUACUCAUCUCAUUGUAUUUUGAUUAUUUGUUUUGUUAAUUUCUCCAGCAGCAUGAUUAUUAUGCUUCUAUUUUUGAAAGAUCCUCCGAAGGCUCUAAAAUGGGGGAAAAUAUUGUGGAUGAUGAAUAAUACUUCGGCAGGUUGAAUGCCUACUUACAGCUUAGGAUCAUCAUCUUGGGCUUCCUGGAUGCCUAGGCUUUUCAGUAAUUGGUUGAAUCGAAGGUGUUACCUUUCUUGGUCUGUAUCAUUAGGUUGAAUUAUCUUUAGACCAUUUUGGAACCCUAAAGGAGGACUUUACAUGGUUCAAUGAAAACCAUAGUAAUUCUGAGAAUACAUGCUAUGAUUUUGCCCCUUUAUGUGAAGAUUUGGAAGUAGUUGAACUGUGGGACUCCAGAUUAUGCGACCAUCCGAACUAUUCUGUUCUUGAAAUUCAUUAAAAAACCCUUUUUAGUGCCAGAAACAGGGGUUGUUUGUCAUGAGCUACCUCCAGAAAAUAAUCCAGUUUACUUACUGUCAGUUUCAGAAAGCACCUUUUCUGCCCAUCAAGGUCGUAGGAAUGGCGUUUUUGAGAACCCUAAUUUCCUAUACAUGAAGUUUGUAGAUCUCGCACUACCUUGAUCUGUGGGUUAUAUUUCUAUUGAAAGGUUUCUGCCAAGUAGCUGCUCUCUGUUGCCCUUCCAUCUCUCUCUCUCUCUCUCUCUCUCUCUCUCUCUCUCUCUCAGUUUUGGUUAAUGUUCUCUGUUUCGCUCUCUCUUGACUCGUUCAAACCUCAUGGGAGUCCCAAGCUUUACCUCCAUCCUCUCCCAUUCUCCCUUCUUCUUCAAUGUCCUUGAGGCUCAAGAUGAUCCUCUUCUGCUCUUUUCUUUUCUCUUCUGCUCUCUACCUGACUGGACUAGUGCUUCAGCAGACUGAUCCGUCGAGUGCUUCCAGCUCAAUCUUGCGUCAUUUUUUAAAUAUUCUAAGGUGGGUUCUUGCUGAUCCCAGUCCAGAUUACCAUAACGCAGAACUGAAUCCUUCAAUCCUGUGAGAGAGAUGUUUGUGGUCUUCCCCACGGCCCUGUAUCUAGUACUUGUUUGGUUCCUUGGUGGGUAUUUGACAUUUACUUCUCAAAUCAAUAAUCAACUGUGAUUACUCUUCUGCCAUCAACUCUCUCUCUCUCUUUCUCUCUCUACAGUACACGCACCUCUCUCCUACCAUGAAUGAGACCAGUGUUUGGUGUUUCCUCUUAAUGGUGUUUCUUCUAAUUAUUUGGUUCCCAAGUAGGUAUUUCAUUAUUCAACUGUGAUUACUCUUCUACCAUCAACACUCUCUCUCUGUUUCUCUCUCUACAGUGAACACGCACCUCUCUCCUGCCAUGAGUGAGACAGCAGUUUUUGGUGUUUCCUCUUAAGGGUGUUUCUUCUAAUUAUUUGGUUCCCAAGUAGGUAUUUCAUUAUUCAACUGUGAUUACUCUUCUGCCAUCAACACUCUCUCUCUGUUUCUCUCUCUACAGUAAACACGCACCUCUCUCCUGCCAUGAAUGAGACACCAGUGUUUGGUGUUUCCUCUUAAUUGUGUUUCUUCUAAUUAUUUGGUUCAUCAGUGGGUGUUUGACAUUCGCUACUCAAAUCAUUACUCAACUGUGAUUACUCUGUCAUUAACUCUCUCUCUUUCUCUCUCUACUGUAAACACACACCUCUCUCCUACCCUGAAUGAUUACUGUUCUGCUAUUCUCUCUCUCUUCCUUAGCAUGCAUGAGAGAGGAUUUUGGUUUUCUAUGUAAUUGCGUUUCUUUUAAUUUUUUGGUUCUCUGGUGGUGUGUAUGAUAUUUGCUGCUGUAAUGUUAUUCAACUGUGAUUACUAUUCUACUACCUCCCUCUAUCUCUCUCUACUGUAAACACUCACCUCGCUUUCUCUUUCUCUCUCUUCCCACUGUGCAGGAAGCUUGGAGAUCCCACGUACCUCUCAUGGAAUAGAAAUCCAGGGGGACACUAG